UUCACUUUCUAUUUCAAUCAGAUCCAACUUUUGAUACAUCAGACUAAUUUGUAUUGUCACUUUUCAAUUUUCUUUUUCUCUUCUUCUUCUUCUUGUUGUUGUUGUUCAGUUUCAACAAGCGUAUCUCAAAAACCAGUUAAGAUAUGGAGAUCAAACUUUGCACAAAGAUUGGAAUCCAUGACAGGUCGUGCAAGAGCAUUUUUAUUUCUU
Messenger RNA from Geodia barretti, 210 nucleotides. The record is from the annotation of a GenBank genome assembly. Lineage: Eukaryota; Metazoa; Porifera; Demospongiae; Tetractinellida; Geodiidae.